Aureococcus anophagefferens is the source of this 480-nucleotide messenger RNA. RefSeq lists its product as hypothetical. The record is from RefSeq and is a predicted model, not a curated record. The annotation marks the transcript as partial. The transcript has a single exon. NCBI's taxonomy places the organism in Eukaryota, Pelagophyceae, Pelagomonadales, Pelagomonadaceae.
AUGAUGAUGGGGAGCCCAUUGUGGCUCCUCCCGGUCGUCUUAACCACGACGGCCUCGCGGCCGUACGUCGGCACGUGGCAGCUCAACGACUCCUACACCGCGCCGCCGUACGACCGGCGCCUCUUCAGCUUCGUGCCGGGCUUCCACGAGGGCCACAUGCAGCGCGACGUCAAGUGCCGCGACGACAACUCCUGGCGGUGGCAGUGGCGCCCCGCGGGCGACGCGGCGCCGCUGUCGAUGAUGGGCGCCGCCGAGCUCUGCGCGACGCUCGGCGGCGUCCGCGUGCUCUCGCUCGGGGACAGCCUGAGCCACCAGCUCGUCGAGACGUUUCGCGUGCGGCGGCUCGAGCGCGACUUCGCGGUGCCGGCGUCCUUCGGGAAGAGCGACACGAGCGACGGCAAGAGCGACGGCAAGAGCGCCGCGACGAGCGACGGGACGAGCGGCGGGAAGGGCGACGGGCGCCGCGCGGCGAACGACCCC